AUGGGCUCUAUCGAAACUCUUAGUUGCUCUCGCCUUAGCGUCUACAAGACAAUAACUGAGUUGAGUGACAUUGACCACCAUGAUCAAAUCCUAUGGUGGCACAGUGUGGCGCCCAUGUUCGCGGAAAUGCUUAACGUUGCUGGUUAUGACACCCACUCCCAGUAUAAAAUCCUUGGAGUAUAUCUGAAACACAUCAUUCCCUUUCUGGGUGUCUACCCGACGCGUAUGAACGACCGAUGGCUCAGUGUCUUGACUCGAUAUGGUACACCGUUUGAGCUGAGUUUAAACUGCUCUCACUCCAUGGUGCGAUACACAUAUGAGCCCAUCAAUAGUGCCACUGGCUCGCUGAAGGACCCAUUCAACACCCAUGCCAUAUGGGAUGCGCUCGACAGACUCAUUCCAUUGCAGGAGGGCAUUGAUUUGGAGUUCUUCAGACAUCUCAAGAAUGACCUCACUGUCAACGAUCAGGAUGCAGCCUAUCUGCUGGAGAACAAGUUGGUCGCAGGCCAUAUUCAGACCCAAAACAAACUUGCUUUAGAUUUGAAGGGUGGCGUCUUUAUGCUGAAGGUUUACAUCUAUCCUGUCCUCAAGUCUCUGGCCACCGGGAAAUCGAUCCAAACGUUAAUGUUCGAUUCUGUUCAACGCAUCUGUCGCCAGUAUCCUACACUAGCCACUCCUCUCCAAGAACUAGAAGAUUACGUCUAUUCUCGCGGGCCGAGCAGCACUGCCACUCCACGGCUUCUCUCCUGCGAUCUCUGUGAUGCACGCAAGUCUCGCAUCAAAAUAUACCUCCUGGAGAUGAACGUCUCCCUGGACGCAAUGGAGGAUCUGUGGACUCUGGGGGGGCGACGCAAUGAUAUAGCCACAAUCACUGGGAUGGAAAUGAUUCGUGAGCUCUGGGACCUAAUCCAGCUCCCUGCGGGUCUGCGUGGAUACCCGGAGCCCUUUCUGAAGCUGGGAAGCGUCCCAAAUGAGCAGCUUCCUCUGAUGGCGAACUAUACACUACACCACGAUGACCCAAUGCCAGAACCCCAAAUAUAUUUCACGACCUUCGGCAUGAACGACAGUCAAGUGACCGAUGGGCUAGUCACUUUCUUCGAGCGCCACGGCUACACCCGCAUGGCGCAGACAUACAGGGAUAGUCUGCGUGCAUACUACCCUCACUUGAAUCAUGACACUGUCAACUAUCUCCACGCCUACAUUUCCUUCUCUUACCGAAAAGGGUCCCCCUAUCUGAGCGUCUAUCUCCAGAGCUUUGAAACCGGAGAUUGGCCGAUGUCGGACUUCAGUGUCCCAAUCUCUAGGCCGCUCUCUAAGGACAUGUGUCGCGACCACCCUGUCUCCUUCGAGAUGCCUUUGAAAAAGAGCCAGCCGGUGACAUAA
Penicillium concentricum is the source of this 1383-nucleotide messenger RNA. RefSeq names its product tryptophan dimethylallyltransferase fgaPT2 (gene dmaW). NCBI's taxonomy places the organism in Eukaryota, Fungi, Ascomycota, Eurotiomycetes, Eurotiales, Aspergillaceae. Gene Ontology annotation, biological process: alkaloid metabolic process. The transcript has 3 exons. Gene Ontology annotation, molecular function: transferase activity, transferring alkyl or aryl (other than methyl) groups. The coding region runs from base 1 to 1383 and encodes 460 amino acids. The record is from RefSeq and is a predicted model, not a curated record.